UGAAGGGCGGCUUCCGGUUCCGGCGGGUAUAAAGCGGAGGAGCGCGGGGUACGGGUGGGCAGUGCGGGAGGAGACGGAGCGGAGGCUGCGGGAGCGCAGGUGGGGUCGGCAUGGCGGAUGAGGAGAUCGCGGCGCUGGUGGUGGACAACGGGUCCGGGAUGUGCAAGGCGGGCUUUGCGGGGGACGACGCCCCCCGAGCCGUGUUCCCCUCCAUCGUGGGGCGUCCCCGGCACCAGGGCGUGAUGGUGGGCAUGGGGCAGAAGGACAGCUACGUGGGGGACGAGGCCCAGAGCAAGAGGGGCAUCCUCACCCUGAAGUACCCCAUCGAGCACGGCAUCGUCACCAACUGGGACGACAUGGAGAAGAUCUGGCACCACACCUUCUACAACGAGCUGCGGGUGGCCCCGGAGGAGCACCCCGUCCUGCUGACUGAGGCUCCCCUCAACCCCAAGGCCAACCGGGAGAAGAUGACCCAGAUCAUGUUCGAGACCUUCAACACCCCGGCCAUGUACGUGGCCAUCCAGGCCGUGCUGUCCCUCUACGCCUCCGGUCGCACCACUGGCAUCGUCAUGGACUCGGGGGACGGCGUCACCCACACCGUGCCCAUCUACGAGGGGUACGCCCUGCCCCACGCCAUCCUGCGCCUGGACCUGGCCGGCAGGGACCUGACCGACUACCUGAUGAAGAUCCUGACGGAGAGGGGCUACAGCUUCACCACCACGGCCGAGAGGGAGAUCGUGCGGGACAUCAAGGAGAAGCUGUGCUACGUGGCCCUGGACUUCGAGCAGGAGAUGGCCACGGCCGCCUCCUCCUCCUCCCUGGAGAAGAGCUACGAGCUGCCCGACGGGCAGGUCAUCACCAUCGGCAACGAGCGGUUCCGCUGCCCCGAGUCCAUCUUCCAGCCUUCCUUCCUGGGCAUGGAAUCCUGCGGGAUCCACGAGACCACCUUCAACUCCAUCAUGAAGUGCGACGUGGACAUCCGCAAGGACCUCUACGCCAACACCGUCCUCUCGGGGGGCACCACCAUGUACCCCGGCAUCGCCGACAGGAUGCAGAAGGAGAUCACGGCCCUGGCGCCCAGCACCAUGAAGAUCAAGAUCAUCGCUCCCCCAGAGAGGAAAUAUUCCGUCUGGAUCGGGGGCUCCAUCCUCGCCUCCCUCUCCACCUUCCAGCAGAUGUGGAUCAGCAAGCAGGAGUAUGACGAGUCCGGGCCCUCCAUCGUCCACCGCAAAUGCUUCUAGAGGGGCAGCCACCUCCCUCCCACCCGGACCACGCUCCUUCCUCUCUCCCUUCCCACGUUUUAACCCUUUCUUGAGGUUUUUCAAGAGUCUCACGUGUUCCUAGGCCGUGGCCCUCCCGGCUUGCUGCUUCUCCUCCUCCUCCUCCCAGCACUCCUGCUCGGGGCUCGGAGGCUGCCAGGGAGGGGUUUGGGGGGGUCGUUCACAUUCCCCGUGUCACAAGUGUAGGGUGCCACUCGUGUCACGCUUGUCACCUUCGGCUUUGUCACCUCGAGCUGUGUCACCUCUGCCUCAUUUGUAAGAACACAAAUAAACUCCUUAGGCUGGGAAAGCACU
Calypte anna (Anna's hummingbird) is the source of this 1574-nucleotide messenger RNA. Its product is annotated as actin, cytoplasmic type 5. The coding region runs from base 111 to 1241 and encodes 376 amino acids. The transcript has 2 exons. The record is from RefSeq and is a predicted model, not a curated record. NCBI's taxonomy places the organism in Eukaryota, Metazoa, Chordata, Aves, Apodiformes, Trochilidae.